AGUGAAAGCACCGAUAAGACCCCCACGAUGAAGAAGAAGGUGCUAUUGAUGGGCAAGUCAGGGUCUGGGAAGACCUCCAUGCGAUCCAUCAUUUUUGCCAACUACCUCGCUCGCGACACGAUGCGUCUCGGCCCGACAUUGGACGUAGAGCACUCUCACGUGCGCUUCCUGGGGAAUCUCGUGCUCAACUUGUGGGAUUGCGGCGGCCAAGAUGCGUUUUACGAAAACUACUUUGAAAGCCAGCGCGACCACAUCUUCCGCAGCGUGGAGUUGCUCAUUUACGUGUUCGACAUCGAGUCCCGCGAGCUGGAGAAGGACAUGAACCACUUCGACGGAUGCCUCGAAGCGAUCGAGCAGAAUUCCGAGUCGGCCAAGGUGUUCGUGCUCAUCCACAAGAUGGACCUCGUGCCCGAGUCGCAGCGCGACGCCGUGUUCGACCAGCGCAAGGAGAUGAUCCUAUCUCGCACGGGGUCGAUUCCGACAGUAUGCUUUGGAACGUCCAUCUGGGAUGAAACGCUCUACCGCGCGUGGUCGUCCAUCGUGUACUCGCUGAUCCCCAACAUGCAAGACCUGGAGAACCACCUGAAUGAGUUCUGCGCCAUCUGCAACGCGGACGAAGUGGUGCUGUUCGAGCGCGCCACGUUCCUCGUGAUUGCGCACGCCACGCACAAGAGCCACCGCGACAUUCACCGCUUCGAGAAGAUCUCCAACAUCAUCAAGCAGUUCAAGCUGAGCUGCUCCAAGACGCAGGCGCAGUUCCAGGGCAUGGAAGUGCGCAACUCCAACUUCACGGCGUUCAUGGACUUCUUCACCAACAACACGUACAUCAUGGUCAUCAUGAGCGACGACACCAUCCAGCCCGCCACGACGCAACUCAACAUCAAGGCGGCGCGACCCGUCUUUGAACGAUACGUCCAACAAGCUAACUAAGCUCCGUAUCACAAUUCACGAUCAUAACCAGAGUACUAUAAUGGGAGGAUGUCAUGUUGAGAAGGAA
Aphanomyces astaci is the source of this 997-nucleotide messenger RNA. RefSeq lists its product as hypothetical. Gene Ontology annotation, molecular function: GTP binding; GTPase activity. Gene Ontology annotation, biological process: cellular response to starvation; regulation of autophagy; cellular response to amino acid stimulus. Gene Ontology annotation, cellular component: Gtr1-Gtr2 GTPase complex; lysosome; nucleus. The transcript has 5 exons. NCBI's taxonomy places the organism in Eukaryota, Oomycota, Saprolegniomycetes, Saprolegniales, Verrucalvaceae. The record is from RefSeq and is a predicted model, not a curated record. Bases 28 to 930 code for a protein of 300 amino acids.